Molecule: messenger RNA, 1348 nt
Organism: Myotis davidii
Lineage: Eukaryota; Metazoa; Chordata; Mammalia; Chiroptera; Vespertilionidae
Gene: SPATA21
Product: spermatogenesis associated 21
Exons: 10
Coding region: 1-1302 (433 amino acids)
Molecular function (GO): calcium ion binding
Source: RefSeq, a predicted model, not a curated record
AUGGACAACAGAAACGCCCAGAUGUACAUGGAGGAGGAGAAGACUGGCAACUCCUUCCCGCCAUCCACGCCACGACCUAACACACCCAAAGAAGGGGUCAAGGCUGCGGAGACCAAGCCAGCACCGGGGCCUGUUCCUCCACCAGAGGUGAGGGACAUUGGAGAGAGAAGGGAGCCGGGCUGUGCCCCGAAGCAGCCGCGGGAGCCCACAGCGACCACGGGAGCCCAGGGCCUCGGGAGCACCGGGCAGGGCUUCAUGAAGUGCCUGCUGGAGGUGGAGGAGGAGGAGGCCAUGCAUCGGAGGGCCGCCAAGGCCCGGGCCCUGCCAAACCGGAAGGCCCCCAAGACCCUGACCCCCGUGCCCACCUCAGCCCCGGUUGGCAACUCAGCCUCAAACCUGCCCCUGACACUGCCUCAGACCCCUGCCUCGGCCCCUGCCAUGGCCCCGUCCUGGGUCCGGUCGCCAGCCCCUGGGCCCAUCCCUGCCGCUGUGGGAGCCCCUGUCCCGGCCUCUGUACCUGCCACGGUCCUGCCAGCGCCCACCCUGGACCUGGGCUGGAGAAAGACAGUGUUCGUGCACCACAGCAGCGAGAGAAGCCUGGCCCAGGUCAAGGCACGGCAGGACCUGGAAGAACACUGCCUCCUAAACUUGUAUCAGAACUGGGAGGCGCGGGCCGAGGAGCACCUCACUCUGAAGCAAGAGGAAGGAGAUGGUCACGUGGGCUUCAAAGAUUUCUUGGCCGUAAUGACAGACACCAAGCGCUUCUUCUGCUCCGUGGAACAGAACGCCCUGACGGCUCCCCCGAACCCCCACACUCUGCUCUUUGAGAUCCUGUCCCUGCUGGUGGAGAUGCUGGCCUUACCUGAGGCGGCCUUAGAAGAGAUCACCAACUAUUACCAGAAGAAGCUCAAGGAAGGGACCUCGAAGGCCCGAGAGAUGGAAUCGGCCAUAGGCCGGCUGCGGUCCCGGAAGAAGCUUCCCUGCAACCUGCAGCAGGCAGACGGCCUGGAAGUCCCAGAACGAAGGGUCCUCAGGAUCCUGAACCGGCUGAAGCAGCAGAGCUACGCCGUCAACCUGCAGAGCCCCUACGCCCAGGUGCCCUGCAUCCCACUCUGCCCGAGGCUGGACAAGAAGACGGUAGGCCGGAAGCAGGGCGGCCAAUACAUGUUGGACCAGUGCACCCCCAGCAACCCGAGCACUGAUUUUCAUAGCCUCUACUUCCAGUCAGGAUCUCCAGGAAGCAGGGAACACAGUUCUGACGGCCGGAAGUGGCUCAGCUCUGUGCCGGCUCGAACCCACUGACCCUGCGGAGUCCUGACUCUGGACAGCUGUCUAAGACCUGCGGACA